Messenger RNA from Phoenix dactylifera (date palm), 4586 nucleotides. The record is from RefSeq and is a predicted model, not a curated record. NCBI's taxonomy places the organism in Eukaryota, Viridiplantae, Streptophyta, Magnoliopsida, Arecales, Arecaceae.
UCUAAUGGGAGUUAGAGUAAAGAAAGCAAGGAGUGGUUAAAUAGGGUUCUAUAAAGAAAAUAAUUAAAAAAAAAACAGACCGGCGAGGGCCGGAACUUCCUGGGCUUUGUUCGAACGAAGAAAGAAAGCGAGCCGCAGCCUCGCUUCGCUACACCCCACCGCGAGUGCCCGUGCGAGCGACCGUCGAGGUCGAUGUUUCGAAUCUGCUUGGUCGAGUUGAUCUUUUUGGCGUGAUUCCAGAUAAUUCGUGGAGUUUUUCUCAAUCCGAGAUUUUAAUAUCCGUUCUUGAUCGGUGCAAAAGGGAAGGCGAUUCAUUCUAGUUGGAGCUGAAGCCUUUGAGGGAUUGGAUGUUGGGAAUGAUUUAUUCAAUUUGAGGUGAAGAAACCCUAACAAGGAGAGGAUGGCACGGACGGGGAGGUUAAGAGAGCGGCUCCGGUGGAGCAAGCUCUACUCUUUCUCUUGCGUCCGUCCCUCUGGUCCAUUGGACAAUGAGGCUUCCUAUUCUCUCCAAGGUUGCUCUCGUAUUGUCUACUGCAACCAACCCCGAGUCCACCGCAAGAAACCUCUCAAGUACCCUACCAACUACAUCUCGACCACCAGGUACAACGUCAUCACCUUCCUUCCAAAAGCCAUCUUUGAGCAGUUCCGGCGAGUCGCCAACCUGUACUUCCUCCUUGCUGCCAUCCUCUCCCUCACCCCUGUCACCCCCUUCUCCGCUGUGAGCAUGAUUGCCCCUCUGGCUUUUGUUGUCGGGCUCAGUAUGGCAAAAGAGGCAUUGGAAGACUGGCGAAGGUUCAUGCAGGACAUGGAAGUUAAUAGCCGGAAGGUCAGUAUCCACAAGGGGGACGGGCGGUUUGGUUACAAGCACUGGCAGAAGAUUCGGGUUGGAGAUGUUGUCAAAGUUGAGAAGGACCAGUUCUUCCCUGCUGACUUGCUUUUGUUGUCAUCUAGCUACGAAGAUGGGAUAUGCUAUGUUGAGACUAUGAAUUUGGACGGGGAGACAAAUUUAAAGGUCAAGAGAUGUUUGGAGGUAACUCUGCCCUUGGAUGAUGAUGAGGCUUUCAAGGAUUUUGGGGCCGUCAUACGGUGCGAAGAUCCAAAUCCUAAUCUCUACACUUUUGUGGGUAAUUUUGAAUACGAGCGGCAGGUCUACCCUCUUGAUCCAACUCAGAUUCUUCUUAGAGAUUCAAAGCUUAGGAACACUAGCUAUGUCUACGGAGUUGUCAUUUUCACUGGUCAUGACAGCAAAGUUAUGCAGAACGCAACAAAAUCACCAUCUAAAAGAAGCAAAAUUGAAAAGAAAAUGGAUAAGAUCAUUUACAUACUCUUUACACUUCUUGUACUGAUUUCGCUGAUCAGCUCAAUCGGGUUUGCAGUGAAGACCAAGUUUGGGAUGCCAAAAUGGUGGUACUUGCAACCGCAGAAUACCACGAACUUGUAUGACCCAUCAAAGGCUACAUUAGCUGGAAUCUUCCAUCUUGUUACGGCCCUUAUUUUAUAUGGAUAUUUAAUACCCAUUUCGCUCUAUGUAUCAAUUGAAGUUGUCAAGGUCUUGCAAGCCAUGUUCAUUAACCAAGACCUUCACAUGUAUGAUGAGGAGACAGGAAUUCCAGCACAAGCACGGACCUCAAAUUUAAAUGAGGAGCUUGGGCAAGUUGAUACAAUUUUAUCAGAUAAAACUGGCACUUUGACCUGCAAUCAGAUGGAUUUCUUAAAGUGUUCCAUUGCAGGAGUUUCAUAUGGUGUGGGUUCUAGUGAAGUGGAAAUGGCUGCAGCAAAGCAGAUGGCCUCAGAAGCUUCCAAUGCUCCAGAGCAGCUUAGCAGCAGUCAGGAUUUCUGGGAGGAUAGUGGAGGUGGUUUUGGAUCUUCAGAAAUUGAAUUGGAAAGUGGGAUAAAUUGUACAGUUGAAAAGCCACAAAAGCCUAGAAUUAAGGGUUUCAGUUUUGCAGAUGAUCGUCUCAUGCAUGGUAAUUGGACAAAAGAGCCCAAUGCAGGUACCAUUCUUCUGUUCUUCAGGAUACUCGCGCUCUGUCACACGGCAAUUCCUGAGCUAAAUGAGGAAACUGGUGGUUUUACCUAUGAAGCGGAAUCGCCAGAUGAAGGGGCAUUUCUUGUCACAGCCAGGGAAUUUGGAUUUGAGUUCUGUAAGAGGACUCAAUCAAGUGUAUUUGUCCGGGAGAGAUAUUCCUCUUCUGAGAACCCUGUGGAAAGGGAGUUCAAGAUUCUCAAUCUAUUGGAAUUCAACAGCAAAAGGAAGAGAAUGUCAGUAAUUGUACGGGACGAGAGUGGGCAGAUUAAUCUUCUGUGUAAAGGUGCAGACAGACAGUAUUUGUUUCAUGAACCAAGCAGCGUCAUUUUUGAAAGACUGUCAAAAAAUGGAAGAAUGUAUGAAAAUGAUACUAGCAAGCAUCUAAAUGAGUAUGGAGAAGCAGGUUUGCGGACAUUGGCGCUAGCAUACAGGGUGCUUGAGGAAUCCGAGUAUUCUGCUUGGAACACUGAGUUUAUUAAAGCAAAAACUACUAUAGGGCCUGAUAGAGAAGCCCAACUGGAGCGAGUUUCUGAUAUGAUUGAAAGAGAUUUAUUUCUUGUUGGUGCUACUGCUGUGGAGGACAAAUUACAGAAAGGAGUCCCACAGUGCAUAGAUAAAUUGGCACAAGCUGGUCUUAAGAUCUGGGUUCUGACAGGUGAUAAGAUGGAAACUGCCAUCAACAUAGGAUUUGCUUGCAGUUUACUUAGGCAAGGCAUGAAACAGAUCUGUAUAUCCACAAUGAACAGCGAUUUGGUAACUCGGGAUGCUAAAAAGGCUGCAAAAGAGAAUAUUUUGAUGCAAAUCACUAAUGCCACCCAAAUGGUCAAGCUCGAAAGGGAUCCUCAUGCAGCAUUUGCUUUAAUCAUUGAUGGAAAAACUUUGUCACAUGCUUUGGAGGAUGAUAUGAAGAAUCAGUUCUUGAGUUUGGCAGUUGGUUGUGCUUCUGUCAUAUGCUGCCGGGUCUCCCCGAAGCAGAAAGCACUGGUGACUCGGUUGGUGAAAGAAGGUACAGGCAAAACUACUUUGGCAAUUGGUGAUGGUGCAAACGAUGUUGGCAUGAUUCAAGAGGCUGAUAUUGGUGUUGGUAUCAGUGGGGUGGAAGGAAUGCAGGCUGUAAUGGCUAGCGAUUUUUCCAUUGCCCAGUUUCGGUUUCUAGAGCGGCUUCUUGUAGUCCAUGGGCAUUGGUGUUAUAAGAGGAUUGCCCAGAUGAUCUGUUAUUUCUUCUACAAGAAUAUAGCCUUUGGCCUCACUCUUUUCUACUUCGAGGCAUAUACCGGCUUCUCCGGGCAAUCGGUGUAUGAUGACUGGUAUAUGCUACUAUUCAAUGUCAUUCUCACAUCAUUGCCGGUUAUAUCCUUGGGAGUAUUUGAGCAGGAUGUUUCUUCUGAAGUCUGCUUACAGUUCCCAGCAUUGUACCAGCAAGGACCGAAGAACCUUUUCUUCGAUUGGUAUAGGAUAUUCGGGUGGAUGGGCAAUGGUCUCUACUCAUCCCUCAUUAUAUUCUUCCUGAACAUCAACAUUUUCUACGAUCAGGCAUUCCGUGCAGGGGGCCAGACUGCUGACAUGGCCGCUGUUGGGACCACCAUGUUCACCUGCAUCAUAUGGGCUGUCAACAUGCAGAUUGCCCUAACAAUGAGCCACUUCACGUGGAUCCAGCACCUGUUCGUGUGGGGCAGCAUUGCCACAUGGUACGUCUUCCUGGUUGCCUAUGGAAUGUCUUCACCAUUGAUCUCUGGAAAUGCCUAUCAGAUACUCCUGGAAGCCCUUGGACCAGCCCCUUUGUAUUGGGUUGUAACACUUCUAGUUACUGCUUCCUGCAAUAUCCCCUAUCUGGCCCACAUCUCCUUCCAGAGGGCAUUAAAUCCUCUGGAUCACCAUGUGAUCCAAGAGAUCAAAUACUAUAAGAAGGAUUUGGAGGACCAGCGUAUGUGGAAGAGGGAGCGGUCGAAAGCGAGGCAAGAAACUAAGAUUGGUUUUACUGCAAGGGUGGAUGCCAAGAUCAGGCAUCUGAAGGGGAAGUUGCAGAAGAAAUCAUCAACAUUCAGCAUUCAAAUGGCGUCAUAACAUGUCAGAGCCUAUUGAUUUUAUUGCAUUGAUUGGAACAAAUGGUCUCAGCUUCAACCUAGCUGCGAUAUCCUCCACAUGCUAGUUCUUCUUUCUCAACAGUUAUUACAAUGUCAGCCUGGAAGAACCAUGGUACUUGUUAAGAUAUAAUAACUCUGGAGUUUCAGACUAGUCUGCAGCAAAUUAGUUUUUGCACGAUUCAGAAAUCUACAGGUGGCCAAACCAUUCAAGCUUGUGAUCUAAAACUAUAUAAUUUCUAUAAAAUUUAUAGUUAUGUGAUCGACUAAAGCUGACUGCUUAUAGCUCUAAAAUUCUGUAUGGAGUCUACCUUUCAGGGAAUGUUAUGCUUGUCACCACUUGAAAAUUAUAACAAAAUAUAGAGUGCAUGAAAAAAAUUAUGGGUUGUCAGAAAUAUCUUGUAUAUUAAGGUUGUAAUUCCUCUGCUUCUCUGUAACUCUUUUGACUGAUUUGAGUAAAGUUGGCUGUUUUAUUC